Messenger RNA from Medioppia subpectinata, 681 nucleotides. The record is from the annotation of a GenBank genome assembly. Lineage: Eukaryota; Metazoa; Arthropoda; Arachnida; Sarcoptiformes; Oppiidae.
GACAACUUGUCAGAAGUGGCCAAACAAUGUGCGGCCGUUUCGCCCAAAGGUCUGAAACCACUGGAAGUGUUGGCAGACGUGAGUAAAGACGUCGACUGUAAACGACUGAUUGACAGUACGAUCAGUGCAUUCAAUCGGUUGGAUAUUUUGAUGAAUAACGCCGGAAAAUGUCUUCGAUGUCCGAUCAAUGAUACGGCUAUUCUCGACAAAUACAACGAUAUUAUGGACACAAACCUGCGUUCAGUCGUCUAUUUAACACAUCUAUCGGUCGAACACUUGGAGAAAACUAAAGGCAAUAUCAUUAAUAUGUCGAGUAUUGCGAGCUUUAAAACGUUGUCCAGAGGGUUUCUCUACUGUAUGUCAAAGUGUGCACUCGAUAUGUUCACUAAAUGUCUGGCCCUAGAGUUGGGCCCAAAAGGCAUUCGCAUUAAUGCUAUCAAUCCGGGCACAAUCAGGACAAACAUGCUUCAGACCCUGGGCUUCACGAAAGAGCAAUCAGUGGCCCGAUAUAGCGAAAUAGGCGGUAAAAACCCGGUCGGACGGGUCGGUGAGCCCAUAGACGUCGCGAACGCUGUACUCUUCUAGGCCUCAGACGAGGCCUCGUUUGUGACGGGCAUUAACUUUGUGUCCGACGGCGGGAUUCUCAACGCCUCCUUAUAAGUGUCUAUAUUAUUAAUAAAU